GACCCCAUCACCACCACCAAACCACUAAACUGCCAACAGAUUCUCUCUUUCUCUCUCUCCUCACCAACACAGAAAGCAGAGAUGGAUGUCCACUAACACUAUAAAAUUCACUGCAACCUCCACUUUGCAAACCACCCCAGUUCACAAACAAGCUGAUUUCACUCAAACGCUCGAUUAAUCCAAGUUUCUUGAAAUUUUGUUCUUCGGAGCGAUAGUGAUGGCUGAAGUGGAAGCGGAAGAGCGAAGACUACUAGUGGCCGUCGACGAGAGCGAGGAGAGCAUGCACGCCUUGUCUUGGUGUCUCAAGAAUAUAAUUUCUGACAAAUUCAGAGACACCCUUUUGCUCCUCUAUGUGAAGCCUCCUCGAGCUGCGUCCACAGCUCUCGAUGGCACAGGUAAAAGAUGUUAUGCAGAAGCUUACAUGUUUUCAUCUGAAGUGAUGCUUGCCAUCGAGAGGUACAGCAAUGAAGUGGCCGAUUGUGUGAUGGAGAAAGCCAAGAGAUUGUGCAGUGAGCUUGCUGAUGGUCAGGUUAAGGUGGAGACAAGAGUAGAAAAUGGUGAUGCAAGGGAUGUGAUCUGCCAGAUGACAGACAAAUUGGGGGCUGAUCUGCUGGUGAUGGGAAGCCAUGGCUAUGGCCUGAUUAAGAGGGCUUUUCUGGGGAGUGUGAGCAAUCACUGUGCACAGAAUGCCAAGUGUCCUGUGAUGAUAGUGAAGAAGCCCAAGUCCACUUCCACCGCCACUAACUAAACCCAAGUGGCUCUUUGCUCUGUUUAGGCUUUUCUCUUGUGAAACUUCUCUGUCUCUCUUGAGUUGUGUGACCUUCUACUGUUGCCUAAAUCGGUCAGGUUCAGGCCAACCAAUAUAUAUGUAAAUGCUGUUUUCUCAUUCACGUUUCCUGUGAGAUUGA
Syzygium oleosum is the source of this 908-nucleotide messenger RNA. Its product is annotated as universal stress protein A-like protein. Lineage: Eukaryota; Viridiplantae; Streptophyta; Magnoliopsida; Myrtales; Myrtaceae. The transcript has 4 exons. Bases 218 to 748 code for a protein of 176 amino acids. The record is from RefSeq and is a predicted model, not a curated record.